Urocitellus parryii (Arctic ground squirrel) is the source of this 7317-nucleotide messenger RNA. Lineage: Eukaryota; Metazoa; Chordata; Mammalia; Rodentia; Sciuridae. The record is from RefSeq and is a predicted model, not a curated record.
GAGGAGAUCCAAUGCUCCAUGGCCAGUCACCUCCAGUCCCUGGUGAAAUCAGAGAAGAACCGCCAGGUCAUGUGUGAGGCGGGAAUGCUCAGGACCCUCAUGACCUCCUGUGGCUGGGCCCUCAGCACCAGCAGCAGCCCCUUGCACUCACACCUCAUCAGGAUUUUUGAAAAGCUUGCUUCCCAAGCCAUCGAACCGGAUGUGUUAAGACAAUUUCUAGGUCUUGGAAUUCCCCCACCUCUGUCUGCUACAAAGAAAACCCUUGAUUCUUCUCAAUGGCAUGGAGGCCCCCCUGGACACUCAGGGUUACAGGCAGCAGAUCUGGGCAUGGUUGAGGGACCUGCAGAAGCCAGUCCAAAUUCUGGAGUGGCUCAGUCCCUCAGGUCCUCAGAGGCAUCCCAGGAUUCAACCACAGCCCUUCAAACYGCACUGAGCCUCAUCUCCAUGACCUCCCCACGCAACCUGCAGCCUCAGAGGGCUGCUCUAGCACCAUCAUUUGUGGAAUUUGACAUGUCUGUAGAAGGUUAUGGCUGUUUGUUUAUUCCAACCCUGUCUACAGUUAUGGGCAUCAACACCGAGUAUUCUGUCUCUGGAGGGAUUGGGACAGGUGCUGCCAGAUCAUUCCCUCCACCAGGGGGUCUGACCUUCUCCUGCUGGUUCCUGAUCAGUAGGCAGGCUGCUAUCACUGAGGGCCAYCCUCUGCGCUUCCUAACCUUGGUGCGCCACCUGGCCAGGACCGAGCAGCCCUUUGUCUGCUUCUCCGUCAGCCUCUGCCCAGAUGACCUAUCCUUGGUUGUGUCCACAGAAGAGAAAGAAUUCCAGCCCCUGGACAUCAUGGAACCCGAGGAUGAGUCUGAGCCCUCUGCAGGAUGCCAACUUCAGGUCAGAUGUGGCCAGCUGCUGGCUUGUGGUCAAUGGCAUCACCUGGCUGUGGUUGUCACCAAGGAAAUGAAAAGGAAUUGUAUUGUUUCCACCUAUCUAGAUGGACAGGUCAUUGGUUCAGCCAAGAUGUUGUACAUUCAGGCCUUACCAGGACCUUUCCUUUCAAUGGAUCCAUCUUCAUUUGUGGAUGUCUAUGGAUAUAUUGCAACCCCUCGGAUUUGGAAACAAAAAUCAUCAUUAAUCUGGCGUCUUGGUCCUUCAUAUCUUUUUGAAGAAGCCAUAUCACCAGAUACUCUGGAAGUUAUUAUCAAGCUUGGCCCAAGAUACUGUGGUAACUUCCAAGCUGUGCAUGAUCAAGGAGGAGACCCAGAGGGUCAAGCCACACCCCUUGUUGCAGAGGAAAAGAUUUCCUUUGGUCUUCAUGUAACCAGCUCCUCCAUCACCACUGUAGCAGACAUCAGAAAUGCCUACAAUGAGGUGGAUAGUCGCCUGAUUGCCAAAGAGAUGAAUAUUUCAUCCCGUGACAAUGCCAUGCCUGUGUUCUUGCUGAGAAAUUGUGCUGGACACCUCUCAGGUUCUCUUCGGACCCUUGGAGCUGUUGCUGUGGGCCAAUUAGGGGUGAGGGUGUUUCACUCCAGCCCUGCUGCCUGCAGCCUGGACUUCAUUGGCGGGCCCACCAUUCUAUUGGGCCUUAUCUCCUUAGCGAAGGAUGACCACACCAUGUAUGCAGCUGUGAAAGUCCUGCACUCAGUCCUGACCAGUAACGCCAUGUGUGAUCACCUGAUGCAGCACAUCUGUGGCUACCAGAUAAUGGCAUUUCUCCUGCGGAAGAAGACUUCUCUCCUAAACCAUCGAAUUUUUCAGUUGAUCCUCUCAGUUGCUGGUACAGCCGAGCUGGGCUUCAGGUCAUCUGCCAUCACCAACAUAGGUGUCUUCCAUCACAUUCUCUGCAAUUUUGAGCUCUGGAUGAAUACUGCAGACAACUUGGAACUUGCCCUCUUUUCUCAUCUUGUGGAAAUUCUUCAAUCACCAAGGGAAGGACCCAGGAAUGCUGAAGUUGCUCACCAGGCACAGCUUAUACCUCAGCUUGUCUUCCUGUUCAAUGAGCCUCGCCUUGCCCCUUCCAAGAUCCCCACCAUCAUUGCCAUUCUGGACUGUCAGCUGAAGAGCCACUUCAGCAUCUGCGAUGUGCUCAGGAUUGGACUGUUUAUCGUGUACACCCUCAAGCCUUCAUCAGUGAACGAGAGGCAGAUCUGCGUGGAUGGAGCCCAGGAACUUUCCAUGCCUGCUGGAAGCCAAACAUCUGGAAAGACAAUCUGGCUCCGAAACCAGUUGCUGGAGAUGCUGCUCAGUGUAAUAUCUUCCCCCCAACUUCAUCUGUCCUCUGAGUCAAAAGAAGAGAUGUUUCUGAACCUGGGACCCGACUGGUUCCUGCUGCUCCUGCAGGGCCACCUGCAUGCCAGUACUACUGUGCUGGCAUUGAAGCUGCUGCUACACUUUUUGUCAAACCCCUCCCUCUGUGGGCGAUUCAAAGAUGGCCUUCCUGUAGGAUCCUGGGUGGAACGAAGCACCGAGGGCAUGAACAUUGUGAUGGACAACCUGAAGAGCCAUCCUUCUGUACCUGACCAGAGCCCCCGUCUGCUUCCUGGGUUCCGUGUCUUGACUGCCUUUCUGGCCCUGCAUGUUCAUAUUCCUGAAGUCUACCUCAUUGUGUCCACCUUCUUCCUACAGACGUCACUUACAGAGCUGAUGGACUGUCCAAAAGACAGCCUAGAUGCCAUGCUUCAUUGGCUCCUGCAGAAUCACCACCAGCAAGAAGUCCUCCGGGAUGGACUGUGCACAGAAGGGGCCCUGCUGCUCCUAGAAAUGCUGAAAGCCACCAUGAGUCAGCCCUUGACAGGUUCUGAAGAUAGCACCUGGGAACAGACAUUCCCAGUCACCGUGCUGCACUUCCUCAGCCUGGUACACCGCACCUACUCCCAGGACCCUGCGUGGCGGGCCCCAGAGUUUCUCCAGACCUUGGCCAUAGUCACCUUCCCCUUGGGAACCCAGAAGGGGCCUGCGGCUGAGUCCACCCGGAACACCAGCAGUCCUGGGACUGUCUCUGAAGGUGACAGCCCCAAGGAAGGUCUCCAGGCUCCUGUCAAGCCACACCCUGCCCGGAGRCAGCUGAGAGACUUCACUCAGAUCCUCUUGAGGGAGCUCCUGCUUGGAACCCCCAGCCCCAAGCAGUGGCUGCCACUGGAGGUGCUUCUGGAGGCUUGUCCAGACAAUGCCACCAGCCAACAGAAGCGUGACUUCCAGUCUGAGGUCCUUCUUUCUACCAUGGAAAUAUUCCACAUCAUGAGUGGAGGCAACAUGGCACUCAGAGGCAGUAAAGAGCCUCAGCCAAACAUAGAAGCUGCUGCCGCUCCUUCCCUAUCAAACAUCUCCUACUUCACCCAGAAGCUGGUGGAGAAGCUGUGUGGUGGGAUCUUCUCAGCAGACCCCAGACAUAUUCUUCUCUUCAUCACAGAGCACAUCAUGGUGGUCAUCGAGAAUACCUCUUCUCAAAGAGAGACUGUCAUCAGUGCUUUAUACAGCAGUUUGAACAAAGUCAUUCUAUAUUGCCUCUCCAAGCCCCAGCAGUCUCUGUCUGAGUGCCUCAGCCUUCUCAGCAUCCUGGGCUUUCUACAGGAGCACUGGGACAUUAUCUUUGCCACCUAUAAUUCCAACGUCAGCUUCCUCCUGUGUCUCAUGCAUUGCCUUUUGCUGCUCAAUGAAAGAAGUUAUCCAGAAGGAUUUGGAUUGGAACCCAAGCCUAGAAUGACUCCUUAUCAUCAAGUCUUUCUAUCCCCAAAUGACGAAGUAAAGGAAAAAACAGAGGAAGACUUCCCAAGUUUGAGUGAUGUCCAGCACAAUAUCCAGAAGACAGURCAGACUCUCUGGCAGCAACUCGUGGCUCAGAGGCGGCAGGCACUGGAGGACACCUUCAAGAUCGAUCUCUCUGUGAAACCUGGAGAGAGUGAAGUGAAGAUUGAAGAGGUCACCCCACUCUGGGAGGAAACGAUGCUCAAAUCCUGGCAGCAUUACCUAGCGUCUGAGAAGAAGUCACUGGCCAGUCGUUCGAGUGUCACACACCAAAGCAAAGUCGCUUCAUGGAGUGAGAGCCUGUCCUCAGCCAUGAGGCUGAUGCCUGGGCGGCAGGCCAGGGACCCUGAGUGCAAGGCCGAGGAUUUUGUUUCAUGUAUAGAGAACUACAGAAGAAAAGGACAGGAGCUAUAUGCAUCUUUAUACAAAGACCAUGUACAGAGGCGGAGAUGUUGCAACAUCAAGGCAGCCAAUGCCUGGGCCAGGAUCCGGGAGCAGCUUUUUGGGGAGCUGGGCCUGUGGGGCCAGAUGGCAGAAACCACGUUCUGCUCCAGGUGGGAACUGGACUGGAGAGAAGGACCGGCUCGCAUGAAGAAACGCAUCAGACGCUUGUCUCCGUGGGAGGUCCGGAGCCCAGAAAAGUGCAAGGAAGGCCAAGACAGAAAGGGUGAUAUUUCUCAAACCAAUGCUGAAAAACAAGGUGAGCUGACUCCAAAGGAAGCCGAGAGCGAGCCUGUUGAGGUGGCGGUAGACUGCACCCAGCUGACAUUCUUCCCUGCAUUGCAUGAAAGUUUGCACUCAGAAGAUUUCUUAGAAUUAUGUCGGGAAAGACAAGUUAUUUUACAAGAGCUUCUUGAUCAAGAAAAGGUGACCCAGAAGUUCUCCCUGGUGAUUGUGCAGGGCCACCUGGUCUCCGAAGGGGUCCUGCUCUUUGGGCAUCAGCACUUCUACCUCUGUGAGAACUUCACCCUGUCUCCCACAGGUGACGUCUAUUGCACCCGGCACUGCUUAUCCAACAUCAGCGAUUCCUUCAUUUUCAACAUGUGCAGCAAAGACAGAUCUUCUGACCAUUACUCAUGCCAGCGCCACAGCUAUUGGGACCUUAGGGAGCUCCGGCAGGCCCGCUUCCUCCUACAGGAUAUUGCCCUGGAACUCUUUUUUCAAAAUGGAUAUUCCAAGUUCCUUGUCUUCUACAACAGUGAUCGGAGUAGGGCCUUCAAAAGCUUUUGCUCUUUCCAGCCCAGCUUGAAGGGGAAAGGUGUCACAGAGGACCCCCUCAAUCUAAGGAAAUACCCCAGCUUCGACAAGACAAUGCUGCAGAGGUGGCAGAAAAGGGACAUCAGCAAUUUUGAGUACCUCAUGUACCUCAACACCCUGGCUGGGAGGACCUACAAUGACUACAUGCAGUAUCCAGUAUUUCCCUGGGUCCUUGCUGACUACACCUCAGAGGUGUUGAACUUGACAAAUCCCAAGACUUUCCGGGAUCUUUCAAAACCCAUGGGGGCUCAGACCAAGGAAAGAAAGCUGAAAUUUAUCCAGAGGUUUAAAGAAGUUGAAAAGACUGAAGGAGACAUGACCGUCCAGUGCCACUACUGCACUCACUACUCCUCAGCCAUCAUCGUCGCUUCCUACCUGGUCCGGAUGCCACCCUUCACCCAGGCUUUCUGCUCUCUGCAGGGUGGAAGCUUUGAUGUGGCAGAUAGAAUGUUCCACAGCGUGAAGAGUGCAUGGGAGUCUGCCUCCAGGGAGAACAUGAGUGACGUCAGGGAGCUGACUCCAGAGUUCUUCUAUCUUCCUGAGUUCUUAACCAACUGCAAUGCAGUGGAGUUUGGCUGCAUGCAGGACGGGACAACACUGGGGGACGUGCAACUUCCUCCCUGGGCAGAUGGGGACCCUCGGAAAUUCAUCAGCCUGCACAGACAGGCUCUGGAAAGCGACUUUGUCAGUGCCAACCUCCAUCAUUGGAUAGAUCUCAUUUUUGGAUACAAGCAGCAGGGACCAGCUGCAGUGGAGGCAAUUAAUACCUUCCACCCCUACUUCUAUGGAGACAGAGUGGACCUCAGCAGCAUCAGUGACCCUCUGAUCAAGAGCACCAUCCUGGGCUUUGUCAGCAACUUUGGACAGGUUCCCAAACAGCUCUUUAGUAAACCCCACCCAGCCAGGACCACCACGGGGAAGCUGUCACCUGGGAAGGAUGUCUCCACGCCUGCCAGCCUGCCUAGCCACUCGCAGUCCUUUCUCUACAGCCUACAGUCACUGAGGCCCUCCCAAGUCACAGUCAAAGAUAUGUACCUUUUCUCCCUAGGAUCAGAGUCCCCCAAAGGGGCCAUUGGCCACAUUGUCCCUACCGAGAAGACCAUCCUGGCUGUGGAGAAGAACAAGGUGCUGCUGCCUCCUCUCUGGAACAGGACCUUUAGCUGGGGCUUUGAUGACUUCAGCUGCUGUCUGGGGAACUAUGGMUCAGACAAGAUCCUGAUGACCUUCGAGAACCUGGCUGCCUGGGGCCGCUGUCUGUGUGCUAUAUGCCCAACCUCCACAAUGAUUGUCACCUCUGGGGCCAGUGCUGUGGUGUGUGUGUGGGAGCUCAGCAUGGUCAAAGGCCGCCCAAGAGGCCUGUGCCUCAGGCAGGCUUUAUAUGGACACUCYCAGGCUGUCACAUGCCUGGCAGCAUCUGUUGCCUUUAGCCUCCUGGUGAGCGGCUCCCAGGAUGCCACCUGCAUCUUGUGGGACCUGGACCUCCUCAGCUAUGUGGCUCGCCUGCCUCCCCACCAGGAGGGCAUCUCAGCCAUCGCUAUCAGUGACAUCUCGGGCACCAUUGUCUCCUGUGCUGGAGCCCACUUGUCUCUAUGGAAUGUCAAUGGACAGCCCCUGGCCAGCAUCACCACAGCCUGGGGUCCAGAAGGAGCCAUAAACUGCUGCUGCCUGAUGGAGGGGCCAGCAUGGGACACAAACUAUGUCAUCAUCACUGGGAGUCACGAUGGCAUAGUUCGGAUUUGGAAGACUGAGGAUGUGAAAAUGUCUGUUCCCAGGCAGACAGCGGCAGAGGAGACCUCAGUUCAGCCUCCAAGCCCCAGAGGCCACAAGUGGGAAAAGAACCUUGCCCUGAGUAGAGAGCUGGAUGUCAGCUUGGCUUUGACUGGGAAACCCAGCAAGACCAGCCCUGCAGUGACAGCUCUGGCUGUGUCUAGAAACCAGACCAAGCUCCUGGUUGGCGAUGAGAAGGGAAGAAUAUUCUGCUGGUCUGCAGAGGGGUAGGAGGAAAAAGGUGGCAGAGGCUCUGGCACAGUAGCCACGUGUCCCUGGGGGCAGCAGCGCCAGGCGGAAGGCAGCUGAUGUGGCACAGGGCGGUGGGCUCUGUACCCAAGGGGAGCUUCUAGGGCCUCAUGUGCUCAGGUUCUCAAAAAAGGACUCUCUGGCAACCAGUGUUCUACACCCCAACCAUUUCUCUGGUCCAUGGGACUUCUAUAAGAAGGAUAAGAACACACAUUCAUGCUAGAAACUGUGAGCUGUUAAUGACAAGCUGCACGUGAAAUUAUACAACUCACCUUAUCAAGGGCUUAUUGCACUGAAGAACAUGGGAUUGAU